AUGGCACUCGCAGCCACCACGCAGAUUGCGGUUAUACUGUCUAUAUUCAUUUUACCAAUUCUCACAUAUCUUUACUUCACAAAGAGUCAGCAAGCAAAGAGUACUGCUGGUCCUCUUCCACCUGCGACUGAAAUCACAGGCCUCUUCAUACACCCGAUCAAAUCAUGCCAUGGUUUGUCUGUGAAGUCAGCAAAGCUGUUGCCAACUGGCCUCGACCUUGAUCGACAGUGGAUGUGGGUGAGCUAUCCGAAUUAUGAGUUCCUAACGAUCCGCCAAAACUCGAAGAUGACACUCAUCCGGCCGACCUACGACGAGAAGACUGAUACCCUUACCGUCACUGCACCAGCACCAAAUUCCGUUGAUGAGAAACUGGAGUUCUCUAUCCCCGCUCACCCGUCAAAGGAAUGGCUCGAUCAAAAUACCGAGGAGCACUCGGCAAAGGUAUGGAGUACUACGACAGGAACUCGCGUGUACUCUACUGAGAUGACCGGCCCAUUUAACAAAUUCUUCGACAAGGAGGUGCGACUCGUCUACAAGCCCCCGGUUUCUGAUGACCCCAGGCCUCUCGUAUCGAAUGGUGCACCAAAGGUCUUAGGCAGAGACGCAUCAACUUGCUUCGCGGACCUCAUGCCUGUGCUAGUCGGUAAUCAAAGCAGUAUCGAUGAACUCAACACACGCCUCAAGGCCGCAGAGGACCUCACCAUCGAUGUCCGCCGAUUCAGACCUAACAUCCUCGUCAAAGGUAAUGCCAACGCUCCCUGGGACGAAGAUCGCUGGAAGACUGUCAAGAUCACGCCCAAGGCUGGUGAAAAACCCAUCGUCCUGGACAUCACCCAGCGAUGCGCGCGCUGUCAGGUACCAAAUGUACAUCCUGAUUCGGCAGAGAAGCACAAGACGCAACCUUGGGAUGCGCUGAUGAAGUACCGGAGGAUUGACGAGGGAAUUACAUACAAGCCAUGCUAUGGUAUGCUGGCUGUGCCGAAGACGGUCGGGGAUCUCAGGGUCGGAAUGAAGUUCGAGGUUACGGAGGUCACAGAUAAGCAUCGGUAUAUCGCUGGCUUUUGA
Messenger RNA from Alternaria burnsii, 1065 nucleotides. Its product is annotated as mosc domain containing protein. The record is from RefSeq and is a predicted model, not a curated record. Gene Ontology annotation, molecular function: molybdenum ion binding; catalytic activity; pyridoxal phosphate binding. The coding region runs from base 1 to 1065 and encodes 354 amino acids. Lineage: Eukaryota; Fungi; Ascomycota; Dothideomycetes; Pleosporales; Pleosporaceae. The transcript is spliced from 2 exons.